Messenger RNA from Prunus avium (sweet cherry), 2058 nucleotides. Its product is annotated as Pentatricopeptide repeat (PPR) superfamily protein. NCBI's taxonomy places the organism in Eukaryota, Viridiplantae, Streptophyta, Magnoliopsida, Rosales, Rosaceae. The record is from RefSeq and is a predicted model, not a curated record. Gene Ontology annotation, biological process: RNA modification. Gene Ontology annotation, molecular function: zinc ion binding; protein binding; RNA binding.
CAGGAGAGAAGUGUACCAAACAAAUAGAAAAAGCAAAGGUCGAGAAAAACCCAGACCAAACAAAUAGAGAAAGCAUAAAAUUUAAAGUCAGUCCUUGAUAACUAGGAGCCAGAUUAUAAUAUAAAAUUUGCCGCACAGCGAUGUAAUAUGCCCAAAUGAUGAACAAUCGUUUGCUCGUCGGUCUGUCGAAAAGUUAGCUCUAAGCUAGUCCAAGCAAUGGAAUGCCAACUCCUUUAAAACGAUUUGAACAUCUUCCCGCCAUGCAGCACCAGAAAUGCAAAUGCGAGCUUCUGCAAAGCUCAUAUCCUCCACGCACCCAACUCUCCAUCUUUCCCAUCCCACCCCCGAGUCUUUCGUCUGGAACACCCUUAUCCGAGCCCAUGUCCAAGCCGCAGUCCCAAACCCCUAUUCCCCACUCUCCGUCUUCCUUCGCAUGCGCUUACACGGAGUUGUACCCGACAACCGCACCUUCCCUUUUCUCCUUCAGUCUUUCGGUUCUCUUCCUUACCUCCAAUCGGGAAAGCAGAUCCAUGCCCAAGUUUUUCUAUUUGGAUUCACGCACGACCCGUUUGUCCAAACAUCUCUCAUCCAUAUGUACUCGUCUUGUGGCAAUUUGAUGCUUGCUCGCCAAGUGUUUGAUGGGAUUUAUGAACCUGAUUUACCGUCUUGGAAUUCAAUUAUGAAUGCCUAUUCGAAAGUGGGGUUGAUAGGCAAUGCGAGAGAGGUGUUCGAUAAAAUGCCACACAGAAAUGUGAUUUCUUGGAGUUGUAUGAUAAAGGGGUACGUCAUGUGCGGUGGUUAUAAGGAAGCACUUGCCCUGUUUCGUGAAAUGCAAAUGUUGGAUGCGGAUGGUGCGAGGCCUAAUGAGUAUACCAUGUCAAGCGUACUUUUGGCUUGUGGCCGAUUGGGUGCACUUGAGCAUGGAAAAUGGGUUCAUGCUUAUAUCGACAAAUCUGGGAUGGAAAUUGAUGUUGUCUUAGGGACGGCAUUGGUGGACAUGUAUGCCAAAUGUGGAAGUAUUGAGAAAGCAAAAUGGGUUUUUGAUAAUAUGGGCCCUAAUAAGGAUGUCAUGGCCUGGAGUUCAAUGAUUUCAGGACUGGCCAUGCAUGGACAUGCUACUGAAUGCCUUGAAUUGUUUUCUGAAAUGGUAAAGUGUGGUGUGAGGCCUAAUGCUGUGACAUUUGUGGGUGUUCUUUGUGCUUGUGUGCAUGGAGGUUUGGUGGGUGAAGGUAAGGAGUAUUUUAGGAGAAUGGACGAGGAGUUUGGUGUUAAGCCUUUAAUCCAGCACUACGGUUGCAUCGUUGACCUUUAUGGAAGAGCUGGUCUUGUUAGGGAGGCAUUGAAGGUGGUGCAGUCCAUGCCAAUGGAGCCUGAUGUACUUAUCUGGGGGGCUCUACUGAGUGGAUCUAGGAUGCAGAAGGACAUCGAAACAAGUGAGAUUGCACUGAAGAAUCUAAUUCAGUUGGAUCCCACGAAUAGCGGUGCAUAUGUGCUUUUAUCAAAUGUGUAUGCAAAGAUGGGUAGAUGGAGCGAAGUAACGCGUGUGAGAGAUCUCAUGGAGGAAAGGGAGAUCAAAAAGGUCCCUGGUUGUAGCUUGGUUGAGGUAGGAGGUGUUCUUCAUGAGUUUUUCGUGGGCGACGAUUCUCAUCCAGAAAGUCGAGAAAUAUAUAUGAUGCUAGAUGAGAUCAUGAAGAGGUUGAAGAUGAGAGGUUUUGUUGGAAAUACAAGUGAGGUAUUGCUUGAGCUGGAUGAGGAAGGAAAGGAGUUGGCUUUGUCCUUUCAUAGUGAGAAAUUGGCAGUUGCCUUCUGCUUUUUGAAGACAAGUCCAGGCACCCCAAUUCGAAUUGUUAAAAACCUGAGGAUAUGUCGUGAUUGUCAUGAUGCUAUGAAGAUGAUUUCCAAAGAGUUUGAUCGGGAAAUUGUUAUCAGAGAUUGCAAUCGGUUUCACCAUUUUAGACAAGGACUGUGCUCUUGUAAAGACUAUUGGUAGAAGGGUUAUUAUUCCUGGAAUUUGGUUAAGUUGGUAAAUUCAUUAAUUAUAAUUUAUAAUAAUCAUAA